AUGCAGCACCUUUCUACCCCUCAGUGCCCCGCUCCCCCCACCUCCCUGCCCACCAGGGACCAAUGUGGGAUAAAGGAGGAGAUCACCAAACAGUCAUAUACAUUUACCUCUCCCUGUGUUCUGCCUCAGUUCCCACUGUACUGGCUCAGCGUGCCAGCCAUCCUGAAGGGCUGGAUGGACCGGGUGCUGUGCCGAGGGUUCGCCUUUGACCUUCCUGAAUAUUAUAACGAUGGUUACCUCAAGGGCAAGCUGGCACUCCUCUCGCUGACCACAGGGGGCAACAAGAAGAUGUUCUCAAAGGAUGGGGCCAAAGGAUAUUUCCGGUACUUCCUUUGGCCACUGCAGCAUGGUGUAUUACAUUUCUGUGGAUUUAAUGUCCUGGCCCCUCAAAUCAGUUAUGCACCUGAGUUUGCAUCCGAAGAAGAAAGAAAGGAAAUGGUGGCAUCCUGGGCCCAGAGGCUGAAGACCAUCUGGACAGAGGAGCCCAUCAACUGCACUUCACCUUGGUACUUUGGGCAGUAA
Molecule: messenger RNA, 522 nt
Organism: Chrysochloris asiatica (Cape golden mole)
Lineage: Eukaryota; Metazoa; Chordata; Mammalia; Afrosoricida; Chrysochloridae
Product: ribosyldihydronicotinamide dehydrogenase [quinone]-like
Exons: 4
Coding region: 1-522 (173 amino acids)
Cellular component (GO): cytosol
Molecular function (GO): NAD(P)H dehydrogenase (quinone) activity
Source: RefSeq, a predicted model, not a curated record